Messenger RNA from Ogataea philodendri, 1398 nucleotides. RefSeq lists its product as uncharacterized. Bases 1 to 1398 code for a protein of 465 amino acids. Gene Ontology annotation, molecular function: ATP binding; mismatch base pair DNA N-glycosylase activity; kinase activity. Gene Ontology annotation, biological process: base-excision repair, AP site formation. The record is from RefSeq and is a predicted model, not a curated record. NCBI's taxonomy places the organism in Eukaryota, Fungi, Ascomycota, Pichiomycetes, Pichiales, Pichiaceae. The transcript has a single exon.
AUGCUUGAGAAGUACAAGUACACUGAGAAAGUGAGCAAGACAGUGCUCCGGAGCAGAAGAAAGUCCGGCGAAUUACCUCCCUUGCCAAAACUCGCCGAUCUGAACCCGUCGCUCCAGCCAGAUCUGAGUGUGGUGUUCAUCGGCUACAAUCCCUCGAUCCGGUCGUCCUCUGCGCAGCACCACUAUGCGCACCCGACGAACUUGUUCUGGAAGCUGUUCAACGAGUCGCAGAUACUGCGUGUGGCGACUGACGGCAAAUAUGCGCAUCCGUGCUCGGCCCAAGACGACUGGGGUCUGGUGAAAUAUGGCAUUGGGUUCACGGAUCUUGUUUUGCGGCCGACACAGAACGCCAGCCAGCUAACCAAACAGGAGAUCAAGGAAAACGUUCCCCGACUGUGUGCAGAAUUAAAAGAGUACCGGCCAAUGGUGGCCUGUUUUGUUGGCAAGGGGAUUUGGGAGCACGUUCUGAAAAACAUUGGUCAGGUCCAAGCGCUGAAGGAGUUCCGGUGGGGGAGACAGGAGAUCCAACUGGAGGGCUGUGAUGUGUUUGUGAUUCCCAGCACCUCGGGGCUCGUGUCUCUGAGCUACCAAGAGAAACUCAAGUGGUGGCUCCAGCUGAGAGAUUAUCUUUCUGGUGUGAGGAGUGCACGCUUGCAAGAAAGGGAUUGCUCAAAUGUUAUGGUUAACAGACAAUUUUCCAGCGCGGGUGAAGAUGUUCCGAAAAUGAAAGAGAUCGCUGCUUCUGAUAUUGAGCGAUUAGUCGACCUGCUCGACGAGCUAUACGAAAAGAAAAGUGCGGGGGAGCGGGUGAUUGUGGCGGUUUGUGGGUCGCCUGGAAGUGGCAAGACGUCUGUUACCAACAUCAUUAUUGACCGCUUCAAUUCACGGCACGGCCGGCCAAUUGGGCUGGUGGUUCCGCAGGACGGGUUCCACUACUCGAUGAAGGAGCUGAUGGGGAUGGACGACCCGCAAUUGAUGGUGGCUCGCCGAGGGGCAGAGUUUACCUUUGAUGCGCAGAAGCUGGUUGAGCUUGUGCGGCGGAUCAAGGCUCAUCCUAGCGAGAUGAUCUACGCGCCCAGUUUUGACCACAAGCUGAAAGACCCGGUGAACGACGCCAUUAAGAUCUCUCCGGAAAAAAAGGUGAUUUUGGUGGAAGGAAACUACGUUUGUUUGGAAAAAGAGCCGUGGAACGUGAUCAGUAAGCUCGUGGACACGCGAUGGAUGGUGGCAGCGAAUCUGGACCAAAUCAGAGAGCGCAUUAUUAAACGGCAUCUGGAGGCAGGAAUCAGCAGCACCAGAGAGGAGGCAGAGGCUCGAACAGACCACAACGACAUGGUGAACGGAGAGUACAUUCGCAACAACUCGUGCGACGUGGACCUGAUCAUUCGCAACGACUAG